AUGUUGAGUCCAAAUAACACUGUGGAUACUUGUUCAUCGAAUUAUGAUGACAAUUCCCACAAGAUUGUUGUUGUUGAUGAGAAUCAGCCGCUUGCCAAAAGUCAUGAAAAUUCUUCAAAUCACAACACAACAACCAAAGGUCUCCUGCAAGAUCAACAUUCAAACUCAAAACACCAUCUCUCCACAAAACGUACUUCCAAAGGUGCUCUCUCUAUUAAUUCCAAUCUCGUCAUACCAUCCAGUACCUAUCUUCCAACAAACCUCUCUCAAGACCAAGCCACCGACUGUCAUACCCCAAAUAUGGAACCUCACGUUCAGCUUGCGAAAUUUGUAAACAAAAUUCAAAGAGGCAAAAAAAGAAAUUCACUUUGUAAAAAUCCACACAAAAUGAAAGCCUUGUUACUUUCGCAGAGCACAAGACGGAGAGGAAGAGGAUCUUUCGCGACUGAAGACCAAUUUACUACUACUACUACUACGACUAGUACUUUGAACACUCUAGAAGGAAUCGAACAAAGCAAUGACCAAGAUUCGAAAGAACGACAACUGACAGGAAGUGCGUGCGAUAAAUUCUCUCGAGACUCUUCUCCACAAACAGAGACCGCCUCUUCUUCUUUCUCCUUCGAACGCAUUACUACUGAUGCUAAAUCAAGUGAUGAAUGUUAUUGUUCAUUGCUGAUGGAUCAUGACAAGGAUUUUGAAAAGAUCGAUCAAGAAAGAACAACAGACUACUUUUCAAUUGAUUCCAAAAAUGGAUCGAACCAAAUAGUUUAUAGCCGCUCUUCCCAAUACCCACAACAAGAUCAAGAGAGAAUAGAAUUGGAAGUGGACUCAUACGAACAACAACAAGGACAGGAUGAUCGAGAUGAAUCAUUGAUGUUGAACGAGCAGGAUUCAGAAGAAGAUAUUUUGAUGAGUGACAGUUUCGAUCAAGUUAAUCACGAAUCGACAUUGACUGGUACCAUUGAUCAAUCUCAACACCACCCCUACCAACAACAACCAUCUCUCGAGAUAGCAAGUGCUUCAUCAUUUAAAAGUCAUCAUCCCUCUGUCUGCCUCUCUGCCACUUGUCAAGAAUGGUUGACUCACCUAUUGACCAACCAAGAACGAUUCCUUCCACUCUCGAGCUAUCUUUUACUCUGUUGCAAAGAUCCACAACAGAACAGAUCGCAUGUAAACAUUAGUGCUAAAAAUCGACUCAUUUUGGUAGAUUGGAUUUGUGAACUUGUUUCUUAUUUUGGACUCGUUCCAGAAACGAAAUAUUUUUGUGUGAAUUUAUUGGAUCGAGCACUUUCCAAAUUUGCACAAUAUGGAACUGGAGUUCAAGAUUUGGAGAUUACGACUCGAAAUUUUCAAGCUUUGGGAAUUUGUUGUUUUUACAUUACUGCCAAAUAUUUUGGAAGGGAUGACAUUCGAUUGAUGCAUUUGGUGGGUGAGAAUGAUGAGAGAGCAAAAAAGGAGAUUUUGAAUUUGGAACGAUUGGUAUUGGAUGUGCUGGGAUUUGAAUUGUGUUCUGUCACUUGUGUUGAUUUCAUGUUCCUCUUUAUGCAAUUGAUGGAAGAACAUGUAUUGACAGGUGACAGCAAUGACAUGAGCAUGAAAAAAGAGGAGUUAUCUCAACUCAUCUUCUAUAUUGGAGAUGUUCAUUUACUCUGCUAUGACUUGCUUGAAUUUAAACCUUUCUUAUUGGCUCUCUGUUCACUCAUUCUCUCUUUGAAUCAAUUAGGAAUUGAUUACAAAAAUUUACCAAUUGUGAGAUUUCUCAUUUCCAUUCAUGUCCAUCACCAAGAGAAUGGACAAUUGUCAUCAAACUCAUCACAAGAGAGUUGCGAAAAGAAUUUAAAUGCAUUCAAUGAUUGUUUGCAACGUUUGAGGGAUUAUUCAGAAAGAGUUUGUCGAGUGGAAGAGAAUACAUCUCAAAAGAGAGAUCCUUAUUUUGUUUGUCAACAACAUUCACAAGUUGUUGAAAUGUAUUUCAAUUCGCAACCACAGCAACAAGAUGUGAAGUCCUCCAGUCCUGGUUUCAUCCUUACCAAGGAGGAAUUCCUUAAUUGGUAG
Naegleria fowleri is the source of this 2055-nucleotide messenger RNA. RefSeq lists its product as uncharacterized. The record is from RefSeq and is a predicted model, not a curated record. The coding region runs from base 1 to 2055 and encodes 684 amino acids. Gene Ontology annotation, biological process: regulation of cyclin-dependent protein serine/threonine kinase activity; mitotic cell cycle phase transition. Gene Ontology annotation, cellular component: nucleus; cytoplasm; cyclin-dependent protein kinase holoenzyme complex. The transcript has a single exon. Gene Ontology annotation, molecular function: cyclin-dependent protein serine/threonine kinase regulator activity. NCBI's taxonomy places the organism in Eukaryota, Heterolobosea, Eutetramitea, Acrasida, Naegleriidae.